Messenger RNA from Clupea harengus (Atlantic herring), 2010 nucleotides. It is a transcript of the gene tmem41aa, whose product is annotated as transmembrane protein 41aa. The record is from RefSeq and is a predicted model, not a curated record. NCBI's taxonomy places the organism in Eukaryota, Metazoa, Chordata, Actinopteri, Clupeiformes, Clupeidae.
GUGUGGUGUCACGUGACUCUCAAGUGAGUGUAACUCUCCUACUGUUAGUGGGUGACACACUGCUCCGAUCCACCUUUACUGAUUCGUCAGUAUGCGCUCUGUCUUAGGUUUAAUUUUGGUGGUUAUUGGGGCGACUUUUUACCUCUAUUUGCUAUCUACCUACCUCCCCCCUCUUCGCCGACAAGUUCGAGUAGAAAAUGAAGACGCGGAAAUCAUCAGAACAGUGGAAUACAGGUUGAAGUUCCCGUCAGACCUCGAGGAGCUCAAAGAGAUGGCUGAGCUCCUGCAGUCCUACAGGACAGAGCACACAUCUUACGUACUGCUCCUUUUCUGCAGCGCAUACCUCUACAAGCAGUCGUUUGCAAUCCCUGGCUCCUCAUUCCUGAACAUCCUGGCCGGAGCUCUAUUUGGGCCAUGGCAAGGGUUGCCGUUGGCCUGUGUCCUCACCACGGUGGGGGCCACAUUAUGUUACCUCCUUUCUCAAGCUUUUGGCAAACACCACAUCAUACGACUCUUCCCAGACAAAGUAAACAAGCUCCAGAAAAAGGUGGAGGACAAUCGGAACAGCCUGUUCUUUUAUUUGCUUUUCCUUCGAUUUUUCCCCAUGAGUCCAAACUGGUUCUUGAACAUGACCGCACCGAUAGUUAACAUUCCCGUCACGCUAUUCGCUCUCUCCAUCUUCAUAGGUCUCAUGCCGUACAACUUCAUCUGCGUGCAGACGGGCUCCAUGCUGUCGGAGCUCACCUCGCUGGACAACCUGUUCACCUGGAGUACGGUGCUGCAGCUGCUGGCCAUCGCCUGUGUGGCCCUGGUGCCUGGGGCCCUGAUCCGCCGCUACAGCCAGAGCCGCCUCAAGCUGGACGGCCCGGAGCAGAACGGAGUCAGCCAGGACCGCAAGACCAGAUAAACCUUCCGGUGAUGUUCACCAUCACCCACACCUGCACUAGACUGCUACGCAGAAUGUUUUUUUCAAUACUUUUUAAUUUGAAAACAAGGGUAAGACUGAAGGGAGUAAAAAGGAGAUGUUCACUUUGGGGCUGUGGCCUGAUGGUUGUUUGAGGUCUGGCCUGUGUCAUACACUGAGCACCCGUGUUGAAAAUGAGAAUGUGUUGUAAUGGCUGCUGAUGAUGCAUGUCCACAGUGUGGACCACGACCAUGAAGAUGUGCCUCCAAAGGAACUAUGGCCAUAAAUGUAAUCACAAUAGAUUUUAAAGAGAAUGUUUUGUUUCAGUCUGUGAGACUGUUCAGUGCAAUGUUGAAGGUAUGUGUGUCUGAAUAUUGAUAUUCAAAAGGACAAUCAUUUGACUUGAGCUUUGUGAGUCUGUUCAGUGAUCUGUAACUAAAGCACUCUUAUUUAAAUCACAGGCCUUGAGGUCGGCAAACCAGUUUCCUUACAACCCCAGAGUCAAAUAUCAAGACACUGCCUUCAUUUUUAAUGAACUUGCAGUGAUUAUAGGAAACCAACACCUGAAGGUGGAUUAGAGGUCCAUGUCUGCAUGACUUGCAGUUUCUCUCAUGUCUGACAUACAAUACAACACAACACAAUACAUAAACUGCCCACCCAACACACUUGUUAAUUGUUCAGGUGCUAACAAAAAUGACAAAAAUAUGUGCUUUAGGUACACAAGCUGUAAUGUAUACUUAUGGGCUUAUUGCUUUUUUAAUUGUUUCCAAAGCAAAGCAGACAAGGAGUCAUGUUUGAUAUUACCCUUUUUGGACUUUUGAUUACGAUGUCAUAUAUUUUAUAUGUCCAGAAAUGUGAGUGCCUAUUAGAUUUUAAUUGUGCUGAUGUUUUUAUUUUAAAAAGGGAUCUACCUCCAGAUGAAGGGUGAAUGUGCCCUCUUUAAAUCUGACAGAACUGUAUUUGGGGUUUGUGAGUAUUUUUUGGGGUGACUUUUUUGAACCAGUGUAACUACUUCACAAUGCCUUACUGGUCUCUGGAUCCAUUUAGCAGUGUUUCUUGUAUUCACACAAUGCAUAUGACCAUUCAAAUAAAAUGUCUCUAAUUUU